CUGAGACUUGAUAGUGAGGCGGAACUGAGGCCACGACCAUAUUUAUGCAAAAUGUUUUUUUUAACGUCCUCAAGAUUUACGUCUUUCUUGGCAGGACCUGAAUACAGCAGUGUGCUCCUUGUGACACAGAUCACUAGCAGAAACCUGACACAUGGACCAACCAGCGGGAAAACUACAGCUUUGUGACGACACAACAUUGUGACUUAUUACUUACAAAAUAUGCGAACAUUUCCUACUUUAAAUGUGCGGUAUGUUUAAGAGUCGCUUCACCACCGCACUGGCUCUUAUAUCCGUCGUAGUGGCUGCACUGCCGCUGGACUGUGCCAACAUAACAUGUCGGGAAUAUCAAGGAGGAUAUGAACAUGAUCAUGUUGUGGGACACUGCCCUGUGAAACUGACCCCAGCCAUGUCCAAUGAUUCUGAGGGGGGUAACUCUGGAUGUGUCAUUGUUCAUGUCUGGAUAAAGACUGAUGACCUUUGUAAUGCCUCGACAAUUGAAAUUCGUCGUUCAUCAUCUGAGGAAAUAAUCAGGCCUAUAAAAAAAGGGACAAAGUGCAAAAAAAAGCAAAGGAAACCGCAUGAAAAAAAAGUCAAGUGUGAAAGUGUCUCACAGCCACACAGCAAAGCCCAAUUUGAUCUGUGGGAACUGGUAUAUAAUUGUGUCCUAGAUUCAGCAAAUAGUGUUGUUACUGUGUCAUACAAAACAUCAUCAACCAGCUGCAGUGUCAGCUACACAAUACCAGAUCCCAUCCCAGACUUUGAUCUGUCUUUGAACCAGUCGUCUAAAUCCAUCUUGGUGACGGUGGAGCCUGGAGGCAAAGUCAAAGCUAGAUGGUGUUACCAAAAAAAUGGAAAUUGUAUGGACUCUCUCUCCAGCCCAAUCACUAUUGAUCCAUCCCAGUCUCGAUCAGGUCUUCUUAACUUCCCUUACCUGCUGCCUUGUAUGUGUGUGCAGGUCUUUUACACACAUACGGAUGCCCGGCGUCAUAAAAAGUGCCCAUUUCAGAAUAAGAGCCACACAGAUGUCAGGGAUGUUUGGCUCUCCUCUGAGGUCUCACUGUACGAGUCAAGUUUGAAUUGGAGCUCCAAGUGUCCUGCCAGUGACCUGAACAUCUCUGCCUCCCUCUGCUGGAGGCAAAAUGAAAAACUCUGCACUCCUGUGCUCAACUCCACACUGGAGGAUAGGAAAGUUGGGCAAAACCUGAUAUACAGCACAUCUGCAGUGGACAAACACCCUCAGAUGUGUCUGCAGUUGUCCCUACAAGGCAGUCAAGAAAUCUAUUGCCGCUUCGAGGCUGGUAUGUCUUCAUGGGAGGUGUAUAUGGGACCAGGCAGGCAGAGUGUGGUUUUGUUUAUCACCUCUUUAGCUCCUGCAAGCUUUUCCGCUCAACUCUGUGUCCUUAAUGAGAGGGAGUGUGCACCAAUGGGGCAUGUCCACUCAGUGACAAUUGAAGCGUAUAAAACUAAAACAAGGAUACAUGUGCCUCUUCUCUUCCUUGCUGAGAAGCCAUGUGUGCAGGUGUGGCAGUCACAUCCUGCUCUACUUGGAAGAAGAAUUAUGUGCCCGGACUACUCGCCUGACAGAUGUGGCAUGUAUGCUGUGGCAGCUUUGGUAUCCGUGGUUAUUGUUGCUUUACUGGGAAUGUUUAUCCACCGUCUCAACAAAAGUGGAGCAGCAGGUUGGCUGUGUAUUCGGGAACCAGUGUUACUUGUGUGCUCAUCAGAGCAGUCGGCCCACGUCUCUGCUGUGUGUGCGUUAGCCUCAAUCCUGCAGGGGGAGCUAAGUGCCUCUGUGCACAUGGCUCUGUGGGCCCAAAGCUCACAAACGAAAAACGGGACUGAGCCUGGGACUGGAGUGGCUGAUCUGGGUCCCCUUCCCUGGCUGUACGGGCAGUGGGAAGCCAUGCGGGAGGCUCAAGGAAAAGUGCUGAUUAUUUGGAGUCCUGAAGCCACGGAGACCUAUGAGAAGUGGAGGGAGGAGAGGGCAAACAUGCCAAGAAGUAAAAGAAACAUGAGAGAGGAAGUGGAAGAAGUAAGUGGAGGAAGACUGGGAAAAUGCAAAAGAGAGAAAGCUGCAGUUAAAAAAGAGUGUGAUUAUAAAGACUGGUACACACAGACUGAGCCCUCCACAGUGAUCGCACCAGUAUUUGCGGCUGCUCUGGCCUGCCUAGAGGGGGCGCUGCAGGAGUGCAAAAGUCAAGGAGUGGCCCUUGUCUACUUCCAGGGCCUCUGCCACAGCAGGGACAUCCCAAAAGCCUUCAGAGGUGUCCCUCGGUUCUGCUUACCCCAGGAUUUCAGGGGCUUUGUACAGGAGCUGGGGGGGAUGAAAAGACAGAAGAGAACUGGAAAAUUGAGGUGGAACUGCUUGCACAGACUCCUGGCUAAAGUGCAGUCAGUAUGGCUCGCACGGCAGCUAGCAAAAAGACUAGAGACACUGCUGCCUCAGACGCAAGGAAAGAAAACGCAAGGGCCGAGUGACACGUCAUCACUCAAAAUAAUUUCAGAUAAGACCCAGAGCAGGCUCAAGUUGCCACUUGCAGCCAACAUGGCAAGGUCAGGAACUGUACAAGAGCACGAGCCUCUCCGCACGUUGCCAUGGUGAGCAGAGACACUUUAAUCUCAGGUUUCACAUGUCUGAUGUGGACAGACUCUUGUUCUGCUGGAAACAUGAUAGGUAUACAUGAGACACAGAGGAUUGGUGUUCCACUGCCAGUGCCAAUCAUUCAAACAUUUAUUAUUUUACAUUCUUUUUACUUGACUUUACUAAAUGCGACCUGUUGUUGCUGUUGUUGCUGUUGUUGUUGUUGACCUAUUGUUUUGUAUAUUAAGAUGAGGUAAAUACUCCGUCCUAUCUCCUGCAUGUUGCCUCUAACAGACGCUCUUUAUGCUUCUUUAGUCAGCACCUACUCUAUGUAAAUAUGCUUACCAGUAAGAACAUAUUUGCAAAAUAUACCUCACUUACAAAUGCACAAUACAGGAACUGACAAAUUUGCAUAGGUUUCUGAGCCAAAGCGGUUACAGUUGGAAAGAGUGCAACAGGUGGAAACAUUUAGGGUAUCUACUGAAGUGUGCUCCAACAUUUGUCAGUUAAUUCAGUUUUCAUGUACCACAGGUAUUGCUGUUAGUAUAGUAGAGACCUAUUAUUAAAUAUGUGCACACAUUACAUUCUGAAAACAAACUCUGAAUUUGAAUACAGCACUUCUGUAUUCAGCAAACAUUUCGACUCCACUUGCAGAAGUACUAGUUCAACACUGUUUGCGUUGGAACAUUAUGUCUGGGAGAUAAUACAAAUGCUAUUUAUAUAUAUAUAUGAAAGAAAUGACUUUUGCCAAAAAA
This is a messenger RNA of Gymnodraco acuticeps, 3336 nucleotides long. RefSeq names its product interleukin-17 receptor C (gene il17re). Gene Ontology annotation, molecular function: interleukin-17 receptor activity. The transcript has 17 exons. Bases 242 to 2602 code for a protein of 786 amino acids. The record is from RefSeq and is a predicted model, not a curated record. Lineage: Eukaryota; Metazoa; Chordata; Actinopteri; Perciformes; Bathydraconidae.